UGAUCCAAAACCAAAACAACCCGACCCACCUGCAAACUUCGCACAGCACCCGAUGCAACGGCGAGGGGAGCGACGCUGAUGGCUUCCUCGGCUCCCCUGGCAGCAGCGCCGCAUCCUCCUCCUCCUCCUCCUCCUCCCGCUGCUUCGUUCGCCGUCCGGGCGGCCGAGUCCGCUCACCACCGCCUCUACGAGUUCGCCAAGACCGCCCUCAUCAAGAUCUUCGCCUUUCCCUACGCCACCGUUUGCGACCUCUACUGCGGUGGCGGAGCGAACACCGACAAGUGGGACGACGCCCAGAUCGGCCACUACAUCGGAGUCGAUGCCUCGUUGUCCGGCAUUAGCGAAGCCCGCGACAUGUGGGAGGGCCAGCGGAAGCCUUACACCGCCGAGUUCUGCGAGUUGGAUCCUUCCGUGGAAAAUUUAGACUCGUAUUUGCAUGACAAGGGUACCCCAGCAGACAUCGUAUGUUGUUUGCAGCAUUUGCAGUCAUGCUUUGAGAGUGAGGAGAAAGUAAGGAGUCUUUUGAGAAAUGUUUCAUCAUUGCUUAGACCAGGGGGAUAUUUUUUCGGUAUAACUCCUGACUCAUCUACCAUAUGGGCAAAAUAUCAGAAGAAUGUUGAAGCUUGCCACAAUAAGGGAAUUGGUAUGAAGCCGAACGCUGUCCCAAGUUGCAUCCGCUCAGAGAACUAUGUUAUUACAUUUGAAGUUGAGGAAGAAAAGUUUCCUUUGUUUGGGAAAAAGUAUCAGUUGAAAUUUGCUAAUGAUAUGACUUCAGAAACUCAUUGCUUAGUCCACUUUCCAAGCCUGAUUAGGCUGGCCAGAGAUGCAGGUUUGGAAUAUGUGGAGAUACAAAACUUAGCUGAAUUUUAUGAUGAUAACAGAACACAGUUUGCCGGAAUGCUCUUCAGCUAUGGUGCAAAUUUUGUGGAUCCUCGAGGGAAGCUUCUUGCUCGUUCCUUUGAUUUGCUAGGUUUGUAUUCCACUUUUGUAUUUCAGAAGCCCGACCCAGAUGUCGUCCCACCCGUCGUGACCCCUAUGUUGCUUGAUGGAAAUUACACUCAUGAAGAACAGCACGAAUGGUUAGGGGGCAGCUGGAGACAGCCGGCUCCUACAGAAGAAGAUAGAAAUGGGCAAACAGACACGAACCUUGUUCCCGGCACCGUCCUUGGAGAGCAUGACAAGGGCAUCCUAGGCCCUGGACCAGCUGAUCUCCGAUUUCCAGACCCAUUAUAGGUUUGUCUUGUUUGGCUGGUGGCAUGUGUUUCUGGUUCGACCAUCGCAUCUAUACCCUGUAAAUCUGCGUCAGAAAAUAUGGUGCCUGAAUGUUACUACCACUAUCCAACAAUACUAAAUAUGUGCAUCGAGUAAACCGAGUUUUAAAAUUCUUGAAGCAAGAAAUGUGAUGUACAUGAAGUUCA
Molecule: messenger RNA, 1418 nt
Organism: Musa acuminata AAA Group (dessert banana)
Lineage: Eukaryota; Viridiplantae; Streptophyta; Magnoliopsida; Zingiberales; Musaceae
Product: mRNA cap guanine-N7 methyltransferase 2
Exons: 11
Coding region: 79-1233 (384 amino acids)
Biological process (GO): 7-methylguanosine mRNA capping
Cellular component (GO): nucleus
Molecular function (GO): mRNA 5'-cap (guanine-N7-)-methyltransferase activity
Source: RefSeq, a predicted model, not a curated record